GGGCGGGGCAGGAACGAACGCACGCGCGCGCGCGCCGGGCUGGGGCUUCACUGCCACCUGCCGGCACGGCACCGUCGUGAAGACUAGCUAACGCCUUACGGCAGCCGCCCGCCAGUCGCUUCGCGCCGACAUGAAGCGGAGGCGAUGUAGAUCUUAGCAGUGCAAGGCCUGGGGUGUGAAAGGAGGCAGCAGCAGCGCUCAGGAGCAGCAUGGACCCAGUAAUACUGAGCUACCAUGACAGCUUAAUCCGACGCUCAGAUCUGUCACUCCUCAACCCACCCAACUGGCUCAAUGACCACAUCAUUGCAUUUGCCUUUGAAUACUUUGCCGCUGAACAGUACAAGGAACUCUCAGACAGAGCCUGCUUCAUCAGCCCUCAAGUUACUCAGCUUAUUAAAUGCAUGGCCAGCCAGGACGAGUUGGCAAUCUUCCUGGAGCCACUAGCACUGGCACAGAAAAGCUUGGUCUUCCUUGCAGUCAAUGACAACUCUGUGCAGGCGGCUGGUGGGUCUCAUUGGAGCUUGCUAUGUUACAACAGAGAUAGAAACUGUUUCAGCCACUAUGAUUCCUGCAGCAACAUGAAUGAAAGCCAUGCCCGAAAGAUAGCGAAGAAGCUGCAACACUUUCUGGGAACCAAAUCUGAAGUGCCUUUCAUUGAGGAUUCAUCACCAGUUCAAAAGAACAGCUAUGAUUGUGGGAUGUAUGUGAUGUGCACUACAGAGGCUCUUUGCGAGCAAUACCUCAGGAAGGACCACAGGCCACCGGUCAUGGUUGUCACCCCAGUCUAUAUCACCCAGAAGAGAGUUAGCUGGAAAAAACUGAUCGAGCAGCUUUCAAAGAAAUGAUCACUUCUUUGUUUCUUUCUUGAGUGCAUCUGUGUGUUGAUUUCUGGAUGGGUUAGCCAACUGGUUUGAGAUAGACAUUUAAAUUUUGUUAAAGAGGUAAUCAUCUUUCUCACGAUCAGACUACUUUUCCAAGCUGGAGGAUAAAAGUCGGGUAGGUUUUGCAUGUUGUGAGACUUCAUUUGUAAGGAUACUAGGAAAUAUUGUUUCCCUCACUCUCUUUGUGGCUUCUUCAUUGAGACAGCUUGGAGAAGUGAUCAUGAAAAAGACUUUUGAUGAUGUAUUCAAACUUUCUAGAGCAUGCUGGAAAUAUGAUGCCUUACACAAAAUAAUUCUGUCCAUGUUUUCUGUUUGGUGCUUUGGGGGAGAGGUGGAGUGGAAUUUACAGCAUUAUAUUGCUAUAAUGCAUUUUAAAUAAGUAGUCCAUUGUUUAACAAUAUAUUGUGGUGCUCUGCAUCUCUUAAACUCACCUGUGACUGAAUUAUAUUCAAGUGAAAUUAAUCUGACUUCUUUCGUUUUUAAUGUUUCCUUACAUUUUGCUUGAAUCUGAAAACUUUGUGACUGAACACAACGAGAGAAACUGAGUUACCACAAUUGUGCCUGUAUCCAUUGGAGUUUAAAAGAAUGAGAGCUGUUAUUUAAACGUUUAGAUGCUGAGGAGAUUUCACAGGGCUGGUGCUGAAAAAAUGUUUUAACUGCUGAAAGAAUGUAGCGACAUUGUUUAAAAAUAAGGAAUCUCCCAUUUCAGAAAAAGGUGAGGAUUUUUUUCUCUCAAAAGGUCUUGAGUCCAUUGAACUCUCUUCCACAGAGAGAAGUCGGCAAUGAUAGAAACAAAAGAAUUACUGCUGCUGUAAAUCAGAGACAGAAACAGUUAUUGCUGGAUAAGCUCAGCAGGUCUGGCAACAUCUGUGGUGAGAAAUCAGAGUUAACGUUUUGGGUUGAGUAACCAUUCCUCAGAUACUUCUCGACCAACCAGGGAUUUAAAGGGUAUCUGGAGGGAUAGACAGGAAAGAAGAGUUGGAGCCAGACAAUCUUAUGAAAUGGCAAAGCAGACUCCGAGGCCUAAUUACAUACUCCCUCACCAAAUUCAAAUGUUUAAACAUUCUUCAUAAGUUUAGCCCAUCAUCCCAGGAAUUAGUCUAGUGAACUUUCACUGCAUGGCUUCUAUUGCAAUUAUAUUCUUUCUGGAAUAAAGAAACGAAACUGAACACAGUACACCUGAUGUGGUCUCACUAACGCAUAUUCCACUACAGCAAAACAUGCCUACUUUUAUAUUUCAGUCAUGUUGGAAUAAACACUAAAUUUCAUUUUCCCAACUAAUCAUUGUGCAAACUAACUUUGUGAUUUACGUCCCAGAACACCAGAUUGUUUUUUAUCACUGAGUUUGGCAAUCUUUCUUCAUUUAAAUAAGAUACUGCUUUUCUAUUCUACCAUGCAUUUUCCCACAUCAUACUCCAUUUGCCAAUUUUUUUCCCCUCUCGCUUAAACUCAUCUACACCCUUUUGUGAACUUGUUAUGUCCUCCUCACAACUUACUCUCCCUACCUGUAUGGCAUCAGCAAUUUUAGCAAUUUGUCGUAAUAUAAAAUAUUAUAUUUAUUAAACAUUAUCUUACUAUUUAAUCAUCUGCUGCUUUAGCUCAUUUCUUUCCAAUUCCUAAAACCUACGAAACUUUUAAUCUCUCUGUUUUCCAUGCGUUUUUCAAUCCACGGGCUUUAACAAACCCUAAACCUGGUGUCAACUUGUUGUAUACUUCAUUACAAAAUUUGCUCACCACUUUUCUAAGUAUUGGUAGAGUUCGGGGCCUUGACCAUUCCCUUUCCUCUCGCAUCGAGUUUCUCAGUAAAACUAAUUCUCUACAUUUUUGUUUUGCUCAUUUUGAGAUUUGUUCCAAUAUUGUAAUUCAUUAAGCAGAAAUUGUAACAUCUCAUGCAUUUUCUCAAGAUUCCUCAACUUCCUCCUCAGAAUCUCUUAAAUGAUAUAAGCAAUUAACACAAGACGGUUCUAGCGCUGACUCAUGGCUGCUGCAACAGAAGUAUGUUUGGGUUCCUGGCAGCAUCUGCACCCAACACAGAUUAUGGAGGCGGAGGCAAGUUUGGUCCCAAUGUGAGUGUCGGCGGGAUCGGGGGCAGCUUCAUUGGUGAGGUGGGUCCGAAUUGGACUCAUGGCAACAGCGGAGUCAAGUUUGACCUGGGGCAGUAUCCAGCAGCUGUACUGGCAAGGUCCUGCAAGGAGUCAGCGGUGAAGGCAUUGAUGGAGGAGAGAUGGUGCCACAGAGAGGUGACUUCACUUCCAGCAGCAACAGCAUGGUGAAGUGGACUCAUACCUGUCCACCAGGCUUAUGGAGGAGCACUUAACAAGAAGAACUAGAAAGUUGAACACUUUCUCUUUAUUUUUCUGCCUUUCUAUUUUAUAUUUUGAUUUAUUUUCCUGUGUUUUAAGAUGGCGCUGGAGUUUGGCGACUCUAUACAACACUUUACACUAUUUUGUUACAAAAUAGACGUGACAAUAAAUAAAUCAAAUCAA
Chiloscyllium plagiosum (whitespotted bambooshark) is the source of this 3367-nucleotide messenger RNA. RefSeq names its product SUMO peptidase family member, NEDD8 specific (gene senp8). Lineage: Eukaryota; Metazoa; Chordata; Chondrichthyes; Orectolobiformes; Hemiscylliidae. Gene Ontology annotation, biological process: proteolysis; protein deneddylation. Gene Ontology annotation, molecular function: deNEDDylase activity; cysteine-type peptidase activity. The record is from RefSeq and is a predicted model, not a curated record.